This is a messenger RNA of Penicillium macrosclerotiorum, 756 nucleotides long. RefSeq lists its product as uncharacterized. The record is from RefSeq and is a predicted model, not a curated record. NCBI's taxonomy places the organism in Eukaryota, Fungi, Ascomycota, Eurotiomycetes, Eurotiales, Aspergillaceae. Gene Ontology annotation, cellular component: intracellular anatomical structure. The transcript has 3 exons. Gene Ontology annotation, molecular function: protein binding. The coding region runs from base 1 to 756 and encodes 251 amino acids.
AUGUCUGGAUCAGAGAGGACGUUUGAAGACUAUUUCGACUUGGGAGUUUUCAGCCGAUUUAUUUGGUCCUAUUCAUUCAACCACGACGAAACCUUCAAAUGUUUUGAAAAGGCAAUCGAGUUAGACCCAAGCUGCGCUCUGGCAUAUUGGGACUUAGCCUAUGCAGCCGGGCUUAGUUGGGAGGAACUCGAGAGUCUUCCAUUGCCCUCAGACCAAGUUUUGUAUUAUGUGACGACCACGAUGACCCACUACGGCAAGGUAUUAGCUAGAGCUGGGACUGGGAAUGUGAGAAACGCAGAUCAGGAGCGGGUACUGUACCACAAAGCUGCCAAGACCGUACCUUCAACCCGCAAAGACUUUCCGAAUCUUAUAUCAGAUAUUCUCAAAGUUGCUAGUACUAUGCUCGAUGGGGAGAUCGAAUAUCAUCGUGGUGAUUAUGACCGUGCAUUUGAAAGCCUCCUCAAGGCUAUUCACUACGAUGACUCUCUUCAUCACACUGAGCUCUGGGGCUGGAUAUUUCCAACACGACACUUCUAUGGUGAUUUGAUGGCCAUGUUGAGGAGGCCCUCAACCUAUGCCGAGAACGUUGGAUUUGAUAGUACGUUGACUCGGGCACAUCGGAAUAUUAACAUUGUCUGGGUCUUGCAUGGAUACCACGAGUGUUUGCUACAUCGUGAGAGAGACGAGGAAGCUCGCAUAAUAAAGCCACAACUUGAACUUGCAAAAUCGCUUCACCCACUGUUCUUGCUCUUGUAA